Molecule: messenger RNA, 1833 nt
Organism: Anolis sagrei ordinatus
Lineage: Eukaryota; Metazoa; Chordata; Lepidosauria; Squamata; Anolidae
Product: ER lumen protein-retaining receptor 2
Biological process (GO): protein retention in ER lumen; endoplasmic reticulum to Golgi vesicle-mediated transport
Cellular component (GO): membrane; cis-Golgi network; endoplasmic reticulum
Molecular function (GO): ER lumen protein retrieval receptor activity
Source: RefSeq, a predicted model, not a curated record
CCCGGCGUGCCCCGCGCCCGCGCUGGCUGUCUCUGGCCACGUCCCCGGGCCACGUCGCUCGGUGCCCGCUGAGCGCUCGCCAUCUUCGCCGGCUCCUCUGUUCGAAGCGCCGUUGCCGCCAUGAACGUCUUCCGCCUCACCGGGGACCUCUCCCACUUGGCUGCCAUCAUCAUCCUGCUCCUCAAGAUCUGGAAGACCCGCUCAUGCGCCGGUAUAUCUGGGAAAAGUCAGCUUCUUUUUGGACUGGUCUUCACCACUCGUUAUCUGGAUCUCUUCACUUCAUUCAUUUCACUUUAUAACACUUCUAUGAAGCUAAUCUACAUUGCUUGCUCGUAUGCCACAGUCUACCUGAUCUACAUGAAAUUCAAGGCUACUUAUGAUGGAAACCACGAUACAUUCAGAAUUGAGUUUCUUGUUGUUCCCGUUGGCGGCCUGUCUUUUCUCGUCAAUCAUGACUUCUCUCCUCUAGAGAUCUUGUGGACCUUCUCCAUCUAUUUGGAGUCUGUUGCUAUUCUUCCCCAACUUUUUAUGAUCAGUAAAACUGGGGAAGCAGAAACCAUCACUACUCACUACCUUUUCUUUUUGGGCCUGUACCGUGCCUUGUACCUUAUCAAUUGGAUCUGGCGCUACUACUUUGAGGGAUUCUUUGAUCUCAUAGCAGUUGUGGCUGGUGUUGUCCAGACUAUCCUGUACUGUGACUUCUUCUAUUUGUAUGUUACAAAAGUACUCAAAGGAAAGAAGCUCAGUUUGCCAGCAUAAGUGCCAAAGCCCACCAUGGCACCCCUCGUCCUGGGUGCUUAGACAGAACAAUCCUUACCACAAGCGGAAGGUGAAGAUGCUUGAGACAGAGAGUCUCCUUCCUUCUCCUGCCAAGAGCAGCCACGGCUCUGAAGGACCGACGAAGAACCAGCGGACUUCUGUUUGAUGCAUCUUGCCUUCAUCUUUUUUUAUUACUAUGUAUAAAGAUUUUUUACAUAAAGAAACUUAAUACUGUGUGAAUUUAAUUCAGUGUGUAGUUUCAAUUGGAAUAGCUCCAAAAAAAAAGUGAAGUUUUGUGGGGUUGUUUAUGACCAGGAAUAAGUGCAAACACUUCCUUAUUUUCAAAGGGUUCUUUUUAAAUUCCAACUUUAUUUUGGUGCACGCAACGGUGUGCUGACUGAUGGAUGGUAACCAUUCUUUUGAUUUCAAAUUUCAUUCCACUGUAUUUAUUUCCCCCCCUCGCACCCCCAGAGGCUGAACAAUGUGUAUCAACUGAACUCAGACUAGAUAUAACAGAAAGUUUCCAUAUAUGACUUUAGUCUCCCGUUGAAAAUAGCGAUUCUCUUGUAGUGUCUGCUAAUGCAUAUUGUCCUCUCUUUAUCUCCCGAAAACAUUUGUCUGAAAGUAUUUGGUGCCAAUGCAAGUUUUUCUGACUAUAGAGUUUCUUGCUUUUGUGACUCGGUGUCAGACAGUGUUUUUUAUUAUUAUUAUUCACAACAAAAUUGCUCCACAUUUUUAGGGCUGUGUCAAGCCCAAAUAACAAUCUUUGUGUUGCAACUGUCGGGAUAAACCUGUGAUCGUCGUCCAAUUGAAGUAAUCGGUUGGUGGCAAUUUUUACCCUUUUUUUAAAAAUACAAACACUUUUACAAGUAAUUACUGUCCGUGUUCAGCUUUCAGCCAGUUUUAGAUGUGCCAGUUUUGAACACUAGUAUCGUUUUUAUAAACCUAUUCUUCAAUCUCCAGCACCAAGUCCUAUUCUUAUCAUUUUUUCCAUGAUUCUCUUUUUUUACUGAGCUGUUGCAUGACCUAUACUGUGUUACCAUCCUUAAUAAAUAAACAUUUUAUGAAGUGGUA